AUGGAUGGGAAUAGUGCUGCAGGUCCUGACGGUUUCUCCGGCCGAUUUUUCUCUGCUGCUUGGGAGAUAGUUGGUGUUGAUGUAUAUAACGCUGUUCAGAGUUUCUUUUUCUGCUCUGAGCUUCCCAGGCGAAUCACUGCUACGUCCAUAGUGUUGCUACCCAAGGUCCUUCGCUCUUUUGGCUUUGGAAAACGCUGGAUUGAUAUGGUCUGGCAUGUUAUCUCCAAUGUUUGGUUUUUCAUCAUUGUAAAUGGUUCUCUAUGCGGUUUCUUUAAGUCAGCUCGGGGGCUCCGCCAGGGGGAUCCUUUGUCGGCUGCUUUGUUCAUCAUCGAGGCGGAGGUGCUUUCUCUGUCUUUAAAUCAGCUGGCGCAUCGACGGGAGUUCCAAGGCUUCAGGGUCCCACGAGGCUGUCUGACUAUUACCCAUUUGGGGUAUGCUGAUGAUGUGCUAAUUUUCUCAAGUGCGACCGCCACUUCUCUCCGGCUGGUAAUGAGGGUUUUAGAUGAUUAG
Coffea arabica (coffee) is the source of this 510-nucleotide messenger RNA. NCBI's taxonomy places the organism in Eukaryota, Viridiplantae, Streptophyta, Magnoliopsida, Gentianales, Rubiaceae. The record is from RefSeq and is a predicted model, not a curated record.